GUGUCGGGGUGUCAUGGAGCGACAUUUGUCAGCAGACGGAGGACCGGGGGCCGCGGGUCAGGCGUGUCGACGACGUCUUCGGUUGCGUCAGCGCGGCGGGCGGCGCGGCCGCGAGGCGCGAGGGGCGCGCGAGCUGGCGCGGCGGCACUGCGCGGCGCCCGGCGAGGACUCGCGCGCUAACGACCGCCGCGCGCACGCGCCGAUCCACGUCCCGCGGCCGCGACACUCGUCUCUUCUGCAGAGCGAUGUGCUUCAAAGUCAGCUACAUACAGACGGACGCCUGUCUCGUCCGGUGAUGCUGCACUCGGAUCUUACAAACCUACUCAUUCCCUUCACCACGAUAACGAUUGUCUUUCGUGCAGAUGGAGACCAUUAUGACGACCACUAAGCACGAAUAUCACUUCGAAGGCGAGGCGGAUUGCGGCGCGGAGGGCGCGGGCGGCGGCGAGGCAGAGAGCCCGCCCCCCCUGCCGGCGUUCGGCUACGCCCACCAGGGCGGGCUGUCGCCGUCCCACUCACGCAGCUACCAGGAGCUGCGGCCGGCGGCACACGCGCGCGACAUGCAGACCUACCCGCACCUCGAGGAGACGCUGUUCAAGCCGGCGGGCACGCCGGCCUCCACCGACGGCGGCAGCGUGCUCAUCUUCCGCCGGAGCCCCGAGAUGAGCCCGUCGCCGGAGCGCCGCGACGACUACCGCUCUGUGCACCCUUAUGAGGCUUACACGCCGGGCCCGCCGCCCGCCUACGCCCACGAUCACCAUCAUCACGUCGACGGAGGCGGCGGUGGCAGCGGCGUGUACGCCCGCUGCGCGUACCCCGGCAGCGCACCCUACUUCGGCAACGGCGCCGACCUGUCGUCGCAGCCGCAGAUUUGGACCUCUAGUGCAGACGGAUCGCCUUCGUACGGCGGGUCGAGUGGCAGCGCGCCGGGCGCGGUUCUGGAGGAGUAUGGCGACGGCGCCGGCUCGGGCUCUGGAGGCGCCGGCGGCUCACCCGGCAGUGGCGGCGCGUUGCCUGCUUUUAACACCCGCUUCGGUGGAACGCCCUUCGCUUGUGCCACCUCGCGCCCUUCCACAGUCUACGGGACCACAGCUUUGUCUUCUAACGCCUAUGUGCCCCAGGAAGUAUGGUUAGAAGGCAGUCGCCGACAGUACUCUGCUGCCGCCAAUCUCUCAGCAAUCGAGAUGGCGGAGAUUUUCACGGAGGGGCGCGAGUGCGUGAACUGCGGCGCCAUCGACACGCCGCUGUGGCGGCGCGACGGCACCGGCCACUACUUGUGCAACGCGUGCGGCCUCUACAACAAGAUGAACGGCAUGAACCGGCCGCCCAAGCAGCCCCGCCGGCUGGUACGUCAGCGGCACGCGGCGCACGCCGUGCCCGCGCCCGCCAACGACAUGGGAACGAAGAGGCCUGGCCUGUCGUGCAGCAACUGCCACACGACCAUGACGUCCCUGUGGCGUCGCAACGCGCACGGCGAGACCGUGUGCAACGCCUGCGGCCUCUAUUACAAGCUACACAACAUCAACCGUCCUAUGGCCAUGAAGAAAGACUCUAUACAGACGAGAAAGCGAAAGCCUAAGAACAGCCUGAAAGCGGAGCGCACCUUGAAAAAUUUAAGCCAACACUCUCAUUCCACUGCGGUCAAAAUGGAAAAUCUCUUGGACGCGGGAGCAACGGCGGCGUCGACCGUGGGCGAGAGCAGUCGGGGGCUGUCACUGGGCUACUACGUGCAGCAGCAGCUGAAGCGGGAGCAGCCGCCGCCGGCACACGGUGGCGCACUGGCGCACCACGCGCACGCGCCCGCGCUGCUGCACCACGUGCACGCGCAGCAACUCUACGAGGACGAGUUUCGACGCGCGCCCGAGUCCGCUGAUCGCCUAGAACGCCCCACCGUCGUCUCCAUUGGAAGCUGAGCUCGUCCUCUGAGAAUCCUGACACCUCCGACGAGUCGCUCGAGGCGAACCUUUCAAGGACCGCGACGACGACUACGGCAAUCUAUCAAUGGUGUUUGCGUGAUCGUUCAAAUAAAGAAUGAGUUUCGGAGACUUUGGUUAAAAAACCUACUUAGUACCUACCUACCUAUGUGCUAAACUCAAAUCAGGGUACAAAAGUACAAUGUCAUAAAUAUUUGCUGUUGUUAUACGUAUAAGUAGCGAUUCAUUAAUAUGUCAUCAACGUGACACUACGGCGGAACAAACUGGAGUUAGCUAGGAAGACUCACCGACUCCUUGCGUAAAAUAAUAUGUUUUAAACGUUGAGAAUAAUAAUAUAGAAUCUCACUUAGUUAAGCAAUUGCUUUAUUUAGUAAAGUAGUUUAGGUUAGGAAUAUGAGCGAGUUCGACCAAAGAGUCGUAGCUAGUUGACCAAAUAUUCAAUGUGUACAGUCGGAUAAUUAUAACUUUGUAAAUAUUUACACCUUCCGUAUUCGAGGAUAAUUUACUAGACACGUUAAGACUUUAAACUUAUAAUAUACAUAAAUAUGUAUGUACCUAGGUAUAUAGUUUUAUCUAAAUGUCUAAGAUGAAAAUGGUCCGCCAGAUUGAAGGUCACAGUUUAUGUUGUCCGGUGCGAUGUAAUCAUUAUUUAGUUUAUGUAGGUUAUUAAGUUGAUAUAUUUGUAACUGCAAUUACAUUAGGUAUAAAAGAUAAUUACUGACAACAUAAGUGAGACGAAUUUAAGUUAAAAUACUGAGCGUCACAUUUAGUUUAAUUGUUUGUUUAUUUUUGUUACCAAAUAUUAAACUCUUAAAUAGUAGGAGUAGGACUGCCUUAAGCAUUCCUUCCACACGCGCUAGUGCUAGACGUCAGCCGGCAUCAUCCCGCCAUACCUGUGUAAAACGCUGCAAGGAGGCUAUCGUCAUGUUUUAUAUUACCAACUUCUUGUUGUAGUGUAACGCCAAACUCCAUGACUUUGUUAAACAUUCCUUAAAUUUAUAAGCAUUAUAGAAAUCAUAAGAUAUUUUUUUUUGUUCAAUGCCUGCACCUAUCACUGUUUCUGUUUAGCCUGGUGGUUGACUGGUAGAGAAUGCCUUUAGGCAUUAAGUCCGCCAUUUGUACUUUAUUUGUUAUAUUGUACAAUAAAGUUUAAAAUAAAUAAAUAAUAAAUAAGAUAGUCUCUAAUUCGACUGAUACUUGUAUAAAUGAAGAUGGAUUGUGUAUAAGCAACGUUUUUGAACUCGCAUCAACUAAUAGACGUGAAGUCGUGAACGUACACAGUAAAUACACAUAUUGUAUUGUAUGCUGAAACAUUCCUUCCCUAUAUUUUAUUUAUUGAAGUUUUUGUGUGCCGGUAAAUGCAAUACAUACAGUGAAUGAAAAUUUCCAACUUUACCCUGCAGGAUAAAGGUCGUCACUGAUCAAACAUUCAUCAAGAGCAAAAUGGCUCUGUGUAUAACGUAUUCACUCAUUAAGAGCAAAACGGCUCUGUGUAUACCGUAUUCACUCAUCAAGAGCAAAACGGCUCUGUGUAUAGCGUAUUCACUCAUCAAGCGCAAAAUGGCUCUGUGUAUACCGUAUUAGUAAUCAGUGAUAAUCAAACAAUGAAUUAAUAUCUGAGAACUGCCCGUUUUUUCCAUUAUGUAUAAUUUUUACAUGAUUUUUCAAUAGGGACAAAUGGGUUCUCUGCCUUUUCGCCGAAAAUUGUAUUGCUGAAUUUCACUUACCAACCAACUUUUCGCAGAAGUCUCAUUUGGCCGAAUUUCAUUUCCCAACUUUACAUAAUCCAACCUAACCUAACCCAACCUAGUAAGUCAUUUUCAUUUUCCAACUAUGGGGUUGGGAAAUGAAAUGGUUGCGAAAUAAUUAUUUGGUAAAAGUUAUUCGGCCAAAUGAGACUUCUGCGAAAAGUUGGUUGGCAAGUGAAAUUCGGCAAAACAAUUUUCGGCGAAAAGGCAGGAUCCCGGACAAAUGGCACAAUUACCCUCCACGGCGAUUAUGGACGGUAUAACGGUACAAUGUUGAUAAUGGAAUUUCAUGCUUAGUAAUAUAGUUACGGUCAGGCAAAUUGAAUAUCUAAUGACGCACUUUAAUCGAACGUUGUCAGAAUGUGCCGUUAAGCAAAGAGUAACUUAAUGCGGCUUGGUAAUACGGUGUUACUGCCAUAACGUAGUAUUCCAACACGUAGAAAUUCUACCCUCAUUGAUAAAUUGCACAUAAGUUGUCUAGCUAAACCCGGAACGGAGUGGUGUCGCCCUUAUUGACAACUGACAAUGUGAUAGGUACCUUUAGGCUGAAAACGUUACACAUAUAUAAUAACCCCGAUAAAUUUAACAUGAUAUUAACAUCUGUACAUUAUUAUUUAUUAUAUUAUUUGUCUGGACUUACCUUCAGUGCCUUUUAGAUUGUACGCUAGAAAAUGAUGUCUGUGAAAAGGUACGAAAUGGUACAUUGACCGUAACACUGUUAACCGGCUGUUAAGGAUUUCAAUAACACUAAUUUUAUUUUUUUCGAAAAUAUGAAUAGUUCGGUCUUAAACAAAGGCUGCAAACAUAUUAGACGAUAGAUCUGAUUAUAACCUCUCUAAAGUGUCAUGAAAGAGUUCCUUAUAUUGUUGAUGUAACUCGUUUGUAUUUUAUUUGUGUAGUAAGAAACUGCAUGUUAAAGAAGAAUAUUAUUAAUAUUAUUAUAUGUAUUAUGACGUCAAAUAAAAUUUAUACUGGCAUUUGAUUUAGGUAAUUUGAACGAGCUGUAUGUGAAAGAAGUGGUUUUUGCUGGCAUUAACUGAAAACGUUUCCUAUUUCCUAACGUUUGGUAUUUAUAAGUAAAUAAAAAAUAUACAUUUUAGCUGAUGCCAACAUUAGCCACCCCUUCUUUAUGUUACACCGUGUAAAUAUUAUGUUAGCGAUGCUUUCAAUUAAAUAACUACCCUCAA
Molecule: messenger RNA, 4869 nt
Organism: Cydia strobilella
Lineage: Eukaryota; Metazoa; Arthropoda; Insecta; Lepidoptera; Tortricidae
Gene: Gata-beta
Product: transcription factor BCFI-like
Exons: 9
Coding region: 363-1913 (516 amino acids)
Biological process (GO): positive regulation of transcription by RNA polymerase II; negative regulation of transcription by RNA polymerase II; cell fate commitment
Molecular function (GO): RNA polymerase II cis-regulatory region sequence-specific DNA binding; DNA-binding transcription factor activity, RNA polymerase II-specific; zinc ion binding
Source: RefSeq, a predicted model, not a curated record